UUUCAGAAACCCUAUCGCUACUCAGUAACAUGCUAUUCAUUGUACCCACUUUAGAAUGUUAUUUCAUUUUAUCUGUAUGCUAUAUUUUCUGAUAAAUGGACGAUUCGAUCAAUUCAGUUUCACGGAUGACAUGUGUAGGUUUUCGCGAAACAUGAUGAUAUAUUUCCUGAUUUACUACUUUUUGUUCUCGCAAUUUCAUUAUUUCUUUCUGUAUUUCGUUUUUUUUAUUAUCCAGGCCUCCCGAGCAGCGUUCCAUACAUCAUUUAUAUGGAGGUGUGGGAAUAAAAGUGACCGAAGAUAUGAGGGUUCUUUUACAUUGUAGACGUGUAUUUCUGUCAAAGUGGAGUAUCGGCGUAGCAUUAUCCAUUGCUUUUAUUUCUAUCUCCCUGAUGACAAUGACCUAUGGCAAGUUUACUCUUUACAGCAAUGGCAAGGACAAUCCGAGGAGGGCGUCGCACGACAUCGAGGUCAACUCUCGGCAAAUUUCCCAGAUAAUUUUUCAACAUUUUCACCGCAAAAAACCAAGCAGUACGCCAAAUAAUAUUACCCGAAAUUUGUCUAAGGAAGAUAACUCAAAACUGCCAGAAGGAAAUUCCCGAAAUAUUUCCAACGAAAAUUUCCGAAAUAUUUUGGAAGAACGUGAAUCAGUGGAAAAUAUCACAAGUCGGAAAUCCGGACUUCUAGGAGUCUCAGACGAGGGCAAAAUUAGAGUCCGCACAGAUGAUCAGGGAGUGGUCGAGUCCCGAUCGACAACGUCCACAUCCUCAUCGUCGAGGGUGUCAUCGACAUUUGUUGUCAUCCUGGCGCAGUGGCGUUUUGGCUCUUCAAUCACCGGAGAGCUUUUCAAUCAAAAUCCAAAUAUCUUUUUCCUCUUUGAGCCGUUGUGGUUGGUUGAUAAAAUUAGGAAUAAGAGGCAGCUUCCGUUUUCUCCAUUCCCGCGGGAACUUCAUGAAUACUCGACGAGAACUCUUAGAGAUAUCGCGGCGUGCAAUGUGUCCCAGGAGUUUGUCCGUUUGACAAAUCCUUGGGGCGGUCUUAUCAAGAACCGUGCGAUAUGUCAGGCAACAGGAAAAAUAAAUCAAUGUAAAUUUCGAAGUUCUGACAUGGUAAAUAACCUGUGUACUACAUACAAUGGGAUCAUGGCUACGAAGGUCAUCCGGGCUGAUCUCGGGAAUAUAAAACCCUUGGUAGUCGAGGACAAGGUCAAUGUCAAGGUCAUUCACUUAGUUCGAGAUCCAAGGGGGUCAGCUGCUUCGCGUAUCCACUAUUACUUUGAGGAGUGGAGCAACCUGGUGCGAGCGCAUGAGGCGGAGUUCCAGAAGAAGGGCCGGCUUGCACCCCUCGGGCUUACAAACUCUACUGAACGCACUGGAGUCUCCAUUCAUACCAUGUGCAAAUGGAUGCGGGAGACUCGAGAAGAAGCAAAAACAAUGCCAGACUGGCUUCGGGGCAGAUACUACCUUCUCAGAUACGAAGACUUCGCGGCAGCGCCUCUCAACACAACGGAGGACCUUUACCGAUUUGUAGGGUUACCCCUGCCACAGAGCGUCAGGGAAUGGGUCCGCAAUAAUACACAAGCAAAACGCAGCGAUCCUGGAACGUUUUCAGUGCAUAAGAAUUCGCGCAAGAUCGCUCAGAAAUGGAUGAAGGAUCUCAGAGAGCUUGAGAUAAAACAGGUUGAACAUGAUUGUGGAGAUGUCAUGGAGGAUCUUGGAUACCAGAGAUACGCAACGCUCAAAUUAGCACAAACAUAAGACCGAUCUUAGGCCAACAUAAUCUAUCCUGCAUAAAAUGCAAAAGGCGGAGAUAAUAACUACAACUCAUAAUUUCAACUCAGUUGCUGCUUGGAAUAUGACUGUGUAUGACGUUUUGACAACGAACUAGCUAUUAUAGCUCAGCAAUACUUAGUCGUAAAUAUUCACUUCUGUAAGUCCUAUUUCUUACAGUAUUGUUAAGAUUGUAUUUUUUUUUGUAAAUUGCCGACUAGUAUACUCCUUUUGGUCUAAGUUAAGCUAUAUUAUAUGCCUCCCCAUUUCGAAACAACUUAAGUUCAUUUAGUUUGAGGAACUUUUUUCUUAACACAAUUUUCACGCCAUUUUAACCUCCCCAACCACUCCAUCACUGACAUGAUGCUACAGGGCAUCGAAUCUUUAGGUACCCGUCCUGACACAGUCCGUACUAGCAGAGAGAAGCUCUGGAUGAGACGACUUCGCACCACCCAACCUCAUGGCUUGAACAUCCAAGAGGGAAACGACUGAUUAUUCUUUCCUAUCCACUUUCAAUUUAUAUAUACAUAUCAUUUUUCCCCUCAGCUCUUUUGAAUAGUUACAUUAUAGUUUCUUCCUCUACUUUCCUCCCAUAUCUCAUACAAGCUCGGCUCCAAUUUUUCCUUCCUUAUUCAGGCGAUAUAAUAAUUAUUAUAUAUAUAUUUUUUUUCUCCACUCACCUCUUUUAGAUUUACCACAUUUGCUUAUUUACAUGUAUACUAUGGUUUCUUCAUAUAAUACACCCCCUCUCAUCUAUAUUUGCUUUUACCUUUUUAGGCAAUUUGCUUCCUCUUCCUCACAUAUACAGGUUUUUUUUUUUUUUUUUUUUUUUUUUUUUUUUUUUUUUUUUUUCCUACUGUAUAGUCCUAUGUUUUUUUCCCGUCACACCUAGCGGAUUACAAUAUCAGUUACACCAUAUGUGUAUUUAUAUUUUUUCAUAUACUUUUCUUUUUUGGAUAUAUUUAUAAACAUAUCACUUAUAGAUACAUAUUUACACUUACCUUCUUCUCUUAGUUUGUUUAAUGCUUUAUCAUAUAUACUUAUACGUCUUUCGCACAUUAUCAGUUGUUCCCCAUUCUUUUCCUUUUUUCCCCCACUCUUAUGCACCAGUUUAUUAUGCCUUUCUUUGUAACCUGUUUGACCCACCUCUCACUAAUUCUCUAGUUAUUCAUCCCUCUAUCACUGUUUUGUUCCAGAUCCUGUUUGAUGUUGCCUGCCUCAUUAUCUUAAUCCCUCUUGGCCUUACUUACACUAACUUCCCUUUGUGUCUGCCUACUCCUUUUCUUUCAUCCCCUUCACUAACAUGAUUGGUCUUCUCUACUCACUGAUGCCCCUUUUGUCUCCUUGUUUCUAGGAUCGAAAGCUUAGGCCCCUCAUUGACCUUACAAUUUUCACUUGAAAAAAUAAAAGAAAAAAAAUGCGAAGAGGAAA
Molecule: messenger RNA, 3197 nt
Organism: Lytechinus pictus (painted urchin)
Lineage: Eukaryota; Metazoa; Echinodermata; Echinoidea; Temnopleuroida; Toxopneustidae
Product: carbohydrate sulfotransferase 4-like
Exons: 1
Coding region: 300-1754 (484 amino acids)
Biological process (GO): sulfur compound metabolic process; N-acetylglucosamine metabolic process
Molecular function (GO): N-acetylglucosamine 6-O-sulfotransferase activity
Source: RefSeq, a predicted model, not a curated record